AUGCCGCCCCGUCCGACCCCGCUCCAGCAGAGGUCAAGGCGAAGCGUGGACGCAAGCCCAAGGACCAGGUCGACCAGACAACAGGUUGUAUCGAGCCUCGCCGAAACGAGAUCAGUCCUGACCGCCAUAUUCCCCCCAGAUGAACCCAGCCCUCGCCAGCCGCGGAACCAGCUCGCCACCGAGAUCCUUGAAAACCUCGCCAAAUUCCCGCACUGCAUCCUGCUCACCCGCGUCGGCCAAUUCUACGAGUCCUACUUCGCCCAAGCCGACGAGGUCGCACGCCUGCUCAACAUCAAGCUCACCUCCAGGGUCUGGGACGGCCACCGCAUCCUCAUGUGCGGCUUCCCCGUGAUCCACCUCCAGAAGCACCUCAAGACGCUCGUGCAGCAGAACACGCGCUUCGUCGCCCUCUGCGAGGAGUUCAUGCGCCCCGCGCCGCCCGGCGCGAAGCCCACGUUCGACCGCCGCGUCGCGCGCGUCGUCACGCCCGGCACGCUCAUCGACGAGCCGUUCCUGAAUCCGUACGAGAACAACUACUUGCUGUCCGUAGGGCUCGUCGGCCCGCGGGAGGACGAGGGGAGGGGGACGGUGGGGCUCGCUUGGAUCGACGUGUCGACCGGGGAGUUCUUCACGAAGGAGUCGAGCUAUGAAAGCUUCCGCGACGACCUAGUUCGCAUCGGUCCCCGGGAAGUCGUGUUGGCGAAAGAUCUCGAAGAGGACCCAUCGCACGCUAUCCGCACCGCCGUCCUCGAAGAAGGCUGCUUCACGUCCUACAUCACCGCGCCCGAAAACCUCACUUCUAGCAUCGAAAAGAACGUCGGCGCCCUAGGGAGCGCUGAGGCGUUGCCCGUCGGGCUGACGCUCUCCUCACACGAGACCGCAGCCGUGUACUUGCUCACGACGUACCUACGCGCCAGUCUGAUGGAAAGCAUGCCCCGCCUGUCCUCACCGAACCGCGAAGCAAGCAAGGGGCGGAUGCAGAUCGACUCGCACACCAUCAAAGCCCUGGAGAUCCGAGAGGGGAUGCGCGAGGGAGGCACGACCGGCAGCCUGCUCAGCGUCGUGAAGAGGACCGUCACGAACGGCGGGACGCGGCUUCUCGCUCGAUGGCUCUGUUCCCCGAGCGGGUCCAUAGCGGAGGUCAACGCGCGGCAGUCCCUCGUCGCGUUCUUUCACGCUCGUCCACAUCUUAGGAGCGACUUGGUCGGAGCUCUGCGCGACCUUGAGGAUGCGACGCGCAUCGUGCAGAAGUUCCUUCUCGGCCGCGGCGACGCCAGCGACCUGUCGGCCAUGAGCGCCUGCAUCUCCAUCUGGGCCGCGAUCCGCAGCCGGAUCGAGCUGGAGAAAGUCAUGGAAGGCAAAGAGCGGGAUGGCCUGGUAGCAGAGGAAUGGAGCAGCCUGGACGCGUUGCUCUCCCGCAUGAACGACUUUAGUGCGUUGCAGAGCAGGAUCGGGAUGGCCCUGCAGGGGCUCCGCGCACAGGCCGACGACGCGGAAGAACUGGACGAAAUGGACACCGAUAGUGUGAUUCCUCCUAACCAAGACGGUGCCGAGGGCGACCUCAAAUGGCAAGUAGGCAACAACUGGACAUUCAACCCAGAAUUUUCGGACGAGCUAGGCCGGCUUCAUUCUCGAUUCAACCAAUUGGCUGUUCGCAGGCUGGAGCUGGAACAGCAUCUCCAGCGCGAGUUUGAUGCCCCCUCGUUGACUCUGCGCUCCUCGAUGAUCCAGGGGAUGCACGUCCACAUCGCUCGAGCCAAACGAGAUGGCGCGAAGAUCAGGCAGGCGGGCGCUUUCGUGCUCGUCUCGGAGAACAACAGCACCAGCAGCUUUUUCUACCCGGAAUGGUCGCAGCUCGGUGGCCAGAUCUUGGAAACGUCGAGCGCCAUACACGCGGCUGAGAAGCAAGCGUUCGAAACGCUCCGUAACGAGGCAAAAAGUCUCCUGAGAUGCAAUGCGUGCAUCGUGGACGAGCUCGACGUGACGCUGAGCUUCGCCAACCUAGCGGCGGAGAUGGGCUUCGUGAGACCCACCCUGACAGACGACAACACGUUCCACGUCGUCAACGGCCGCCACCCGACCGUCGAGCUCGGCCUCCUCUCCAACGGCCGCGUCUUCACGCCCAACACCGUCUCCUUCACGCCCGACUCGCGCCUGCACGUCAUCACGGGGCCCAACAUGGCCGGAAAGUCGACCCUGCUGCGGCAGACAGCGCUCAUCGCCGUCCUGGCGCAGACAGGCUCCUUCGUCCCCGCGGACCACGCCGUGAUCGGCAUGGUGGACCGCCUGUUUUCGAGAGUCGGCGCUAAGGACGACCUGUUCCGCGACCGGAGCACCUUCAUGGUGGAGAUGCUCGAGACGGCCGAGAUCCUCCAGCGCGCGACGCCCAACAGCCUGGUGAUCAUGGAUGAGGUCGGGCGGGGAACGACCGUCAAGGAUGGAUUGGCCAUCGCCUUUGCCACCGUUCAUCACCUCUACGCCAAGAACCGCUGCAGAGCCAUGUUCGCGACCCAUUUCCACGAGCUGACGGACAUGCUGGGGUACUCUGCCGACCACCGCGGCGAGGGCGCCUUUGAGCACAUCGGGUUUUUCUGCACAGACGUGGACGAAACGGAGGACGGUCGCUUCGCCUAUUCUCAUCGUCUGCGGUCUGGGGUGAACCGCGACAGUCACGGUCUCAAGGUAGCGCAGCUCGCGGGCAUGCCGCCGUCUGCGGUCGUGAUAGCAAAAGACGCCCUCGCCUGGUUGAAAGGCGACGCAGAUAGCGCAUCCAUACACCCCGGCCACCUUAAAAGCCUCGGUCAAUCACUGGCGUCGCGAUCAUGA
Molecule: messenger RNA, 2826 nt
Organism: Heterobasidion irregulare TC 32-1
Lineage: Eukaryota; Fungi; Basidiomycota; Agaricomycetes; Russulales; Bondarzewiaceae
Exons: 10
Coding region: 1-2826 (941 amino acids)
Biological process (GO): mismatch repair
Cellular component (GO): nucleus
Molecular function (GO): mismatched DNA binding; ATP binding; ATP-dependent DNA damage sensor activity
Source: RefSeq, a predicted model, not a curated record